UCCCAUCUUCCUCCGCCUCCACAAUUCCUUGGCUUCAACCAGCUAGCUUUUAGCUCACGAAGAUGUCGAGCAUAGAUUUCCAGCUCUCGGCUCGCGGCCGAUUGGCCGUCCUCUCGGCGCACCUGGCGGCUUCGAUCGAGCCGCGGGAUCACGAGGCGGCGCCGCCGAUCGUCGAGCCGAGCUGCGUCUUGGCUCAGGACCGGGUCCCGUCUCCCGGGAACCUCAGCGGCUCUUUGACCGUCGUCGACGAGCGCACCGGUCGUAGGUACCGGCUUCCGGCUUCGGAAGAGGGCACCGUUAAGGCCGCCGAUUUUAAGCAGAUAACAACUGGAAAGAAUGACAAGGGACUCAAGCUUUAUGAUCCUGGAUACUUGAACACAGCUCCUGUUCGGUCGUCCAUUUGCUACAUCGAUGGGGACGAAGGGAUACUCAGGUACAGGGGCUAUCCAAUUGAAGAGUUGGCCGAGAGUAGUUCCUUUAUGGAAGUGGCUUACCUCUUGAUGUAUGGAAAUCUGCCUUCUGAAAGUCAAUUAGCAGACUGGGAGUUUGCUAUUGCUCAACAUUCAGCAGUUCCACAAGGAAUACUGGAUAUUAUACACGCAAUGCCACAUGAUGCACAUCCAAUGGGUGUACUCGUCAGUGCAAUGAGUGCUCUUUCUGUCUUUCAUCCUGAUGCCAAUCCUGCUCUUAGAGGCCAAGAUCUUUACAAAUCAAAGCAAGUGAGAGAUAAACAAAUUGCUCGCGUUCUUGGAAAGGCGCCAACUAUCGCAGCCGCUGCCUACUUGAGAAUGGCAGGAAGGCCUCCAGUUCUCCCAUCUAGUCAUCUUUCUUAUUCAGAGAAUUUCUUAUACAUGCUGGAUUCAUUGGGUAAUCAUUCUUACAAACCUAAUCCUCGGUUGGCACGGGUGCUAGACAUCCUCUUCAUAUUGCAUGCUGAACAUGAAAUGAAUUGUUCAACCGCUGCUGCUAGGCAUCUUGCAUCAAGUGGUGUUGAUGUGUACACUGCACUUGCCGGAGCUGUUGGAGCUCUCUAUGGUCCUCUUCAUGGCGGAGCAAAUGAGGCUGUGCUUAAGAUGCUGAGUGAAAUUGGAAGUGUGGAGAACAUUCCGGAGUACAUAGAGGGUGUGAAAAAUCGGAAACGAAAAAUGUCGGGCUUUGGUCAUCGUGUGUAUAAAAACUAUGAUCCUAGAGCAAAAAUCAUAAAGAAACUGGCUGAGGAAGUAUUUUCCAUCGUUGGUCGGGACCCUCUAAUUGAGGUUGCUGUUGCUUUAGAGAAAGCAGCUCUGUCAGAUGAGUAUUUUGUGAAGAGGAAGUUGUACCCUAAUGUCGACUUUUACUCUGGAUUAAUCUAUAGGGCAAUGGGAUUUCCGACAGAGUUCUUCCCUGUUUUAUUUGCAGUACCUCGAAUGGCUGGGUACUUGGCUCACUGGCGCGAGUCCCUGGAUGAUCCUGAUACAAAGAUCAUGAGACCGCAACAGGUCUACACAGGAGUAUGGCUGCGGCACUAUAUGCCCCUCAGAGAGAGAGCGGUAUCCACCGAAGCCGACAGGCUCGGUCAGGUGUCUGUUUCAAAUGCUUCGAGGCGGAGGUUGGCUGGAUCGGGAGUUUAGCUGGGGGCCUUGGAUUUUCCUUGAGAAGUCGGAAGGGAAAACUAAGUGUACUUAUAUAAAUUAGGGGUAUUCUUAAAGAUGCUCGUUCAUGGCAACCCAAUAAUUUCCUGGACAGUCUGGUGGUGGGGUGCAUGGAGGGUUUACGUGAUAAAUAAAGCUCUGUUAGCUUGUGUUCUG
Molecule: messenger RNA, 1787 nt
Organism: Rhodamnia argentea
Lineage: Eukaryota; Viridiplantae; Streptophyta; Magnoliopsida; Myrtales; Myrtaceae
Product: citrate synthase, glyoxysomal
Exons: 13
Coding region: 63-1610 (515 amino acids)
Biological process (GO): tricarboxylic acid cycle; carbohydrate metabolic process
Cellular component (GO): mitochondrial matrix
Source: RefSeq, a predicted model, not a curated record